Messenger RNA from Musa acuminata AAA Group (dessert banana), 839 nucleotides. RefSeq names its product protein LURP-one-related 11-like. The coding region runs from base 26 to 679 and encodes 217 amino acids. The transcript has 3 exons. NCBI's taxonomy places the organism in Eukaryota, Viridiplantae, Streptophyta, Magnoliopsida, Zingiberales, Musaceae. The record is from RefSeq and is a predicted model, not a curated record.
AAAGCAUCAUGAUCCAACUCACCAAAUGGAGCACAAAGUCCACCCUGAGCCCCUCCUCCCUUCUGCUUCCCCUUCUUCUUCUUCUUCUUCUUCUUCUUCUUCUUCCAGUGCGUCCUUUUCGACGACCGCAAGAAGAGAAGUCUACACCUUAUGGAUGAAGUCGCUGGUGCUCAGCGGGAAUGGAUGCACCGUCUAUGACUCCACCGGCAGACUGGCUUACCGGGUAGACAACUACGACUGCAAGUGCAGUGACGAGGUCUACCUCAUGGAUCAUGGCGGCCGGACCCUGUGCAAGAUACUUAGAAGGAAGCUUAGAGUGUUUGGAAGAUGGGAAGGCUACAGGUGCCAUGACUCAGCGAGAGAAGAGAAGCGGCCUUGGUUCAGAGUGAAGAAGGGCGAUGGAAUUCUAAGGAGAAGCAAGUCCAGGGAGAUUGAAGUAAUGGUUGGGUGCAGCAAGGGGAAAGAGAUCUGCUACAGUACUGAAGGGUUAGGCAACAAGUUGGCCUUCAAGAUAAAGGAUUUGGCUGGAAGGACUGUGGCAGAGGUGGGAAGGAAGCGAACCGAAGGAGGAGUGGUGUUGGGAGAGGAUGUGUUGAUGUUGGUGGUGGAACCCAACGUAGAUCGGCUGCUCAUCAUGGGGCUUAUGGUCGUCUGCGGACUCAUCAAGCAGAACAUGUAGAACACUCUUUUGUUUCUCUCUUCGUUUCUCCUCUUUUUUGCCUUCAUCCUUUUCUUCUUUAGAGAGAGAAGGAUGAGGGUUAACUAAGGAGAAGAGAACAAUACUUUUGCUCCAUUUUGUAUACUGUUGAUUCUAUGGUGAACUGCAAACUAUUCUUUCA